CGCGUGCGCCAUGUCUGGUUCCUCCAGCAUUGCCGCUAUGAAGAAAGUGGUUCAACAACUCCGGCUGGAGGCUGGGCUCAAUCGCGUGAAGGUUUCCCAGGCAGCUGCAGAUUUGAAACAAUUCUGUCUGCGGAAUGCUCAACAUGACCCCCUGCUGACUGGAGUAUCUUCAAGUACAAAUCCCUUCAGAUCUCAGAAAGUCUGUUCCUUUUUGUAGUAAAAUGAAUCUUUGCAAGGUUUUUAAACCACUUUUCAUAAACCGGUGAAUAUUCAAAGGAAAGCUAAAUCUGAAGCCUGUACAAAAGCCUGUCUCUAUAACAUGUGCCAUACUAUACGAA
This is a messenger RNA of Lagenorhynchus albirostris (white-beaked dolphin), 338 nucleotides long. Its product is annotated as guanine nucleotide-binding protein G(I)/G(S)/G(O) subunit gamma-5-like. The transcript has a single exon. Lineage: Eukaryota; Metazoa; Chordata; Mammalia; Artiodactyla; Delphinidae. Bases 11 to 217 code for a protein of 68 amino acids. Gene Ontology annotation, cellular component: heterotrimeric G-protein complex. Gene Ontology annotation, molecular function: G-protein beta-subunit binding. Gene Ontology annotation, biological process: G protein-coupled receptor signaling pathway. The record is from RefSeq and is a predicted model, not a curated record.